AUGGCUGUCAUGGUUAAAGUAUCGGAAACUAAGAUUGUCUUUCAGAAUCUUUUCAUUUGCACUGCAGUUUUCUACACGAUAUAUUAUCUGUCCCAUGUUAUUUGUUUUAUUGGUGUAAGGGUAAUUUCUAGGUGUCAUCCUCUGUUACACUGUAUGACCAGUUUUGAGAACUUUGAUGAAUUUGGACCAUUCGAUUUUAAAACAAACCCUUCCUGGUCAGACAAAAAAUAUCUAGUAAAUCUGAUAUCCUUGGAGUCUACAUAUAUUAUCUGUGGUCAUCUUUUUGUUUUGAUCGUAGAAGAAUGGGUAUGGGAUUAUGCUUGCACAAUCACAGUGAUUCAUGUUAUCAUAACAACAAUGGUUAUGAUGGAAUUUCCCUUUGCAAUACAUUGGUGGAUCACCAUAGGAAUUGGCAUGGUCACAAUGGUGUUUGAAGGGCAGAUCCUGGCUUACCUUUUUUUUAGAGAUAACUACAUUUAUCCAGUCCUUGAUGAUUUUUAAGCUCCAUAGCCCUUUUACCUUAUUUGACAUUCUUGUUCUAAUUGACUAAAUAAAUCAAACCAUUCAGCCCA
Molecule: messenger RNA, 572 nt
Organism: Spea bombifrons (plains spadefoot toad)
Lineage: Eukaryota; Metazoa; Chordata; Amphibia; Anura; Pelobatidae
Gene: TMEM244
Product: transmembrane protein 244
Exons: 7
Coding region: 1-501 (166 amino acids)
Source: RefSeq, a predicted model, not a curated record